Messenger RNA from Nycticebus coucang (slow loris), 3461 nucleotides. RefSeq names its product mitochondrial import inner membrane translocase subunit Tim9-like. Bases 2350 to 2619 code for a protein of 89 amino acids. The transcript has a single exon. The record is from RefSeq and is a predicted model, not a curated record. NCBI's taxonomy places the organism in Eukaryota, Metazoa, Chordata, Mammalia, Primates, Lorisidae.
ACACACACAAUCUAGCAUUUCAUUAUUUAGGGACUAGGUAAGCAAUCUGUGGAGAGGGUCAAAUAAUCCUAGUUCCUUUAUAAAAGUGGCUCCUAAUAUUUUCCCCAUAAGAAUUCCUUCAUCAUUCUUUCCUCAUGUUUUCUGAUAUUUACUAAGUUACAUAUAACACGCUUUCUCAUUUUUUAAUUAAUCAAAAGCAUACUGCCACGCACAGCUACUGAUGAGUGUUGAUAAGCAGGGUUAAUGGAGAUAAUUGAAAGAAUAUAGAUAAAUGAAUAUUUUAGUUGGCUUGUGCAACAGGAUUAUGGGUACAUGUAUUAUUUCUAGUCUACUUUUCAAAAUAUUGAAAAAGGCUCAAGGAUACCCCUUGCUAAUAUCUUCCUCUGCCCCAAGUUGGGAACCAUUGGUUUACAUCUACUUGCUUUUCCUCCCUAAAGAAUUAACAUAACACAAUUACCCAAGUUUAACACAUAGGGGAUUAAUAAUAAAAUUUACUACUGGAAAAACAGAUCAACUGCAAUGUUCAUUCUGUAGAAGCUGAGAAAGAAAACAUGGAUUUAAAGAAUCCUAUUUAGAAAUUAUACAAUUAUGAUAUCCAGCAUAUCUUUAAGCCAAUUUAAAAGCAUGCUAAUAUAUGAAAAAUAUUCUCAAUUUCCCUGUGACGUAGGCCCAUAUUACUGUCCUUAUUUCAACAAGGAGGACAAGAGGUACAGAGGAAUUAAGAAGCAGAGCUAAGAAUUAAAGCAGAAGUGGUUUGGGUUUAAAUUCCAUACCACUUUCUUUUCCACUUAAUUGUAUCAAUUUGUUCCAAUAGGUCUUUUUGAGGGUAUGGAACUUGAUAAGACACUAAAGCAGACAGAAGAUGAAACUCUUCACAGAAAUGUCCAAGUAGGUUCUCCCACAUUUACAUUGUUGUCACAGCUAUAAUUCUUGCCUGAAUGCCAACUGCAUAGUCAGAUUCCACAUAGGCAAAACACACAGACUUCAGUCCUCAGUUCCUAGGGAAACCACAUUCUUUCUUAUUAUGGAGGACUAAGGUGUAGCAGGCAUCAGAUUCUUUUAGUCUGUGUGGUAUUAACACACAUCAGCUAGCAGCCAGUUGGCAAAUCAAAGUUUUGCUGUGUACAAGGCACUGUGAAAGUUUUUUACCAAGAGUAGUAGAUCUGAGAAUAAUUUUUCUGAGCUUCUGUAGUAUAAACUUUCCUAAGGAUUCCUAGAAUCUAAGAUUAUUACUUGAUCUCUAAUUUUCUGCCCAGCUCUAGGUUCACCUCCAUAAUUUUACAGAUGAAGAUAUUGACAUGAAAUUUGUGCCUGGGACCCACAAUUUUAGAUCAUUUCCUCAUAUAAUCUGAAUUUGACAAAGUAAAAAUGGAACAUAUUCUCACAUUGCCAUGAUUAAAAUAAAAAGACUGGUUCAGAAUCAGGUAAGGGAAAUUUGGGGCAAAAUAAGGUUUUAUAUGUAUAGGUGUGUAUGUAUCUUUCAAUUGUUUUUAGUCCAUAUAUUACACGAAUGGUAUUAUUAAUAAUAAAAUAUAUUCUUUUCUGUGGGAAAUUUCCCAAUAGUUCACCACUUAAAGGAGCCUGAAUAAUUUGAAAAUUGUUGCAAAAUAUAUUUUUUCAAAAAGCAGACUUUUAUAGGCAUAAGAGGAACUAAUUUCACCGAAUUUGAGCACUUACUUAUAAUCAAAUUAGCAAAAAGUAUUUUCACCAUGUGAACCUGCUACAGUUAAUCAAGUGAAUAUAAUUUCUAUAUCCUACUAGGUCAAUAUAGUAAAUUUUAAUUAAAUGUUGUCUGGGGGCUUUAUGUUCAAGUAUAAGUUUUGAUAUUUUUAAGUGGCAGCUUAUUUGUAAACAAAAUAAAAAAAUAAUUAUUUUUUAAAGCUCUCACACAUUUGGGAAAAAAACCCUGUUUGUUCAAAGGCUUACAAAUAGAAUGGUAAAGGGAUAAACACUAACACAGUUUGAUUAACUGCUCAGAUAUUAGUGUUUACAGGUCAUAAUAUUAAUAUUAUGUACGUUCAAUACAUAUGUGGGUUUUGGCAGGGCUUCAGUCAAAGACUAUUGUUCUUGCAGAACCAUGUUAAAUUACAUGGUUAUCAUUACAACAUUAGAAUUAUACUAAUUUGUGUUCUUUCCCUGGUAGCUGCCGCGGCGCCCGCCCGGAUCAUGAUCAUGUCUACAGGCUCGACCGCAGCGCAGACCUCCAGCCUUGUCCUGGCGUCGGAGGCGAGAGCCUGGCUGAAGUAACAAACACCCUCUUUGGAGACAUUCAAACAAAGAUUGGACUUUUCGAGAACAGAAAGGAAGCUCAUGCAUCAGAAAAGGUGACUAAUAAACGUCCAAAAGAAUAUGGCUGCACACAUACCAGAAUCUGAUCAGAUCAAGAAGUUUAAGGAAUUCCUUGGGACCUACAAUAAACUUACAGAAACCUGCUUUUUGGACUGUGUUAAAGACUUCACCACAAGAGAAGUAAAACCCGAAGAGACCACCUGUUCAGAACAUUGCUUACAGAAAUAUUUAAAAACGACACAAAGAAUAUCCAUGAGAUUUCAGGAAUAUCAUAUUCAACAGAAUGAAGCUCUGGCAGCCAAAGCGGGACUCCUUGGCCAGCCAUGGUAGAGACAGAGAAGUCCUGAUGGAGGGAUGUUCAUGAGGGAUUGCCAAGAGCGGCUGCUCUGGAAAUAAGGAUUCAUCUGAGAGAAUCCCCUGACAGCAGCAGCCACCGUGUUAAACCACCUGUCAUGAGUAUUUGGCAAGUGGAAGCCACUGGAGAAGCCAAAUUGCUAUCUACCAGGAAAAUAAAAAUAGGUCUUAUUAUUCAAUGAAAAUAAUAAGAUGCAACAUUUAUUGAGGCCUUAAGAGUCAGCAGUUUGGUCACUUGAUUAGAAAAAUAAACCGUUGUUUCUUCAAUUGUGACUGUUAAUUUUAAAGCAAAAUGUGUGUUCAAUCAUGUAUGAGAUAGAAAAAAUUUUAUUACUAAAAGCAAAAUAAAUGGAAAUAUCACUAAAAAAAAGAAUUAUACUAAUUUUUCAGUGACUGAUAGUCUUGUUUGGAAUAUUUUGUCACUGAUGCGUCACAUGAUUAGGGGAAAAAAAACAAACAGGCCUUGUAUAAUCAAAGAAAAAUAUGCCUAGUUGAAAAGGAUGGUUCCUAAUAUAAUUUUCUACCAAUUUAUUUAUUCUGCUUCCUUCAGAAUAAUAUGCUAUCUUUGUUCAAAAAAGACAAGGCGCUUCUCCAUCUUUUUCUGAAGUCUGACUAUAAUAAUCUCUGUCCUACAUUAACAUAGGGGUAGGAGAGAACAAAGAUUAGAGACAUGUCUGGGAUGAAGUUAUUAACUCUGUAAAUGAUACUUGCCCAUAUUUGUUAUUAAUAACACACAUGCUAUUGGUCUUUUGGACAAGCUUAAAAAUUGCCAGUUGGACCUAUUUAUGAAGCAAGAAACUUGGGCCAAAUGAGAAGCA